CAAAAAAUAACGAUGUCACAAGUCAGAAAAACAUCCAAAAACCUUGAGAAAAUCCCUUUUCAAGACAAAGAUGACAUGUUUACGACCCAAGAUUAUUUAGGAAUUGGGAGCAUUAAAAGGAAAAGGGAGAAACGACAUCUUCAGCAAGAUAAAGAGGUAAACGUGAAGAAUUUCACCCACACAAGUAGUUACAAAGAAACUCAAUCGAUAUCUUCACAGAACUCGACCUGUCUUACCAAUUGUACGGUUAUUAGACAAGUCAUUCAUUAUGGAAGAACAGAAUGCCAUUGCGAAGUUUGUUGUUUGAAGGCUUUUAAYGAAUGCUGUGUGAAGCAAAACUUGUUUGGCUAUGGCAACUAUUCAAUGCAAAUCUCUCCAAUGCGCUGUAAUUGUUCUCAGAAAUUGUCAAAACCAUGGCCAAAUCGCCCGAAAAAUAAAUUCGUUCGCUCAGAGUGUGUCAAUAAUUACUGGAUGAUAGCGAGUUGCCUUAGUUCUUGGCCUCAAGAUGAGAUUUUAAACAAAUGCAUAACUGGACCUGCUGGUUUUCCUAGCAAAUCCACACUUAGAGUUUCUGUGCCCGUUUUCACGCCAGAAAGAAAAGUUUUUCGCAAUCGCUACUGUGCAUUGUGCAACAAUGAAACUAGUUUUGAACCUUAUAAAGUUGUCAUUCAAUGUGAAACGUCUCCUCCAGCAAGUUAUAGUCCACAAAAGGCGAUUGAAUACCUGUUUUCACGCUGCAACGAGCCAAAAUGGGAACCUCAAGAAAAUCAGAUAUCCCAGCCAUGUCCACGAAUAAAUUUAUCUUGUUCAGAAGGUGAAUUUGGUGUUAGGAAAGAAAACCAUCCAUCUAGGAUACCCAAUGACUUUAAUGUGACUAUAACUUCGAGUGACUCAAAUUCUUAUUAUUCAAGAUGCAAAGAAAUAAAAACUGCUGACUGUUCCUUGAAGCCACGCCCUAAUUUCAAAAUUUCAGGCAAUGGCCAGUUUCUAAACACCGUCUCGCUUUCUUUCACUUUAGACGUAAUGAAUGAUGCUGAAAAACCGGUUCUAGUGAAAAUCUCUUGUCCAACAAAGAAGCCUGUUUAUGACCCAUAUUUGGAAGAAUGUCGGCAUGGCUUGAUUCCUUCACCCAAAAACGCACCUUUUGACUCUUAUCGAAUCCGUUUAUUCAUCGAGAAUUUUAGCGGCCUGACUGUACUACCGACCUUGGAAGAUUUCAGAGCGUUUUUCGAAAAGGAAUUUGGCUUUGGAGUAAUCCAGCUAAGAUAUUUUACUCAGGGCUUCCAGUUUGACAUACKAAUUGGGAAACUAUCAAAUUACAGCGCCAAAAGCUACAAACUUAAGAAUUAUUUGAAUUUCACAAAUCAGUUUAACAUCACUAUUGAUAACGUUCAACUAAGUGUCUACAAAGUGACGUACAGAAUUCUAACUUGCGUCAACUUAGAAUACUAUGAAAAGCAUGAGUAUGCAAUACUCCAUGGAUAUAUGCCAGCGGUUUAUUUGAAUAACUCACGUGAAAUAAUCGGUUACUUCAACUAUUAUUCUGGGAGUAACGAUACGAUUAGGGUAUGUAGAUUACGACUGAGUAACUGCUCAGGUGUAUAUACACCAUUAGAGAAAGAUGAGUAUACGAUGUUAAAAAAUAACUCAAUCACUGUUAAAGGGUCUGGAACAAUUUACAAUCAGCAGGAAUAUGACAUUUAUAAUGGGACACUAUGGAUCUGUGUUGACUUUCCCAGGACUUUCAGCGCCUACCAAACGCCAAAAAARUCAAAGCCUCUUGCCUUCUCUGUACUUACAUUCGUCUGCAUGUCCUUGUCUAUCAUCGGCCUGGUGUUUGUCCUCGUGACUUAUUCCUUGUUCAGUGAGCUACGAACACCACCAGGAAUCAACCUGAUGAACCUCAGUGUUUCUAUUCUGCUGGCACAACUGUUGUGGUUACUUGGAAGUGGACAGACAGACACACCCAUGGCUUGUACUGUCAUCGCGAUCCUUCUACAUUACCUCUUCCUUGUCUCUUUUGUGUGGACGUCAAUCAUCGCCUUUGACACUUGGAGUGCUUUUUCUGCAGAAAAUAACGCAUUUCGUGAUUCUAACCGUGAGAAAUGCAUAAAGGUCCUUCGCCACGUCGCAGUCGGAUGGCUUCYCGCUCUGGUCUAUGUGGGCAUUUGUGUUGGUCUUGACUUCACAGAUACUGUGACCAUUGGAUACACGUCCAGGAUAGCAUGCUGGAUGGCCAAUAAAUGGGCCAUCUUGUAUUUCUUUGCUGUCCCAGUCUUCGUGUUUCUCGUAUUCAACAUCAUGUUUUGCGUCAUGACAUUUAGAGCUAUCAAAGUCACGACAGCACAAGCAAGAGCAGCUCCCGAUCAUGAAAUCAAAAUGAACUUUGGUAUCUACGUUUGCAUCUCAUCGAUUAUGGGCUUCAUGUGGAUCUUUGGAUUUGUUGCUCCGUUUGGCUGGCAGUUCUUGUGGUACCCUUUCGUCAUUCUGAACGGCCUGCAGGGUGUGUACAUUGCCUUGGCUUUUGCCUUGAAUAAAAGAGCAAGAGGCCUCUGUAAAAGAUGGUUUAAAGGUCGCUCUCCACCGAAUGAAACAUCAAAUACCUCUGUCUCAAAUACAAAUAUAGGUGUAACAGAAUAUAACGAAAACAAGGACUCUGGGGUACAGAAGCAACGUACAGAGGAAGGAAUUGCUUCAAAGUCUAGGAUGCAAGGCAUUCGACUUGCUGGUCUCCUUUUGGYAUUUCUCUUACACAUUCAUCAAACUGAUGAAAAAAUCAAUGAAGGAACGAAUACUUUUUUUGCCAACGAACAACUAAAGAAAACGACAAUGGAGYCAACGCUGGAGAAUCAAGAUGUUAGUAAGAAUUCGAGAGAAGUUCAAGGAGAGUUCUUUGAAGCAGGCGCUGAAUAUAAAGGACUCACCGACAUCAGAAAUUUAAGAGACGAAGGGCAUCCAAAAGACAAGGCGUUUCUUCCACGGUAUGUUGACCUUUGGGCAACGAAAAGCAAGACGACUUUGAACAGUAAAUCGAAUAUCUUUGAAAAUAUUGAAGAUUAUCCAGAUAACGAAAACGGUGUAAGCCAUCCCAAAUCAAAAAAUAUGAAAAAAGAUAAAAAAAUAUUGGAAACUAAAAAAGCGCGAUCUUCCAGGCAAAGAAGGACAUCUCAGACACCAGAAACCACCCUGGUCUGUGAAGAGGAGCUUUCAUGUAGAAACAGAUGUCAAAAUCCUCGUAAAGGUUUAUACCAAACACAGUUGUCGUGCUUUUGUGACGAMGAUUGUGAAUUCUUUUUAGACUGCUGUGCAGACUACCAUGACUUUUGUGGUACAAAUGGACUAAACAUGACAAACAGCACAGGACACAAUACAAGCUUAGCAGAAAAUCUGGUCAACCAGCAAAACAGAGAUCUGUGGAAAUGUUACCAUGGAGAUGUCGUGCCAGGAAGCAUUGGCGCCUGGAUGAUUGGAUYGUGUCCAAGUUCUUGGCCAGAAGAUGAUGUCCUCUAUCGGUGCAGGAAUAUUUCAGAAACCGACGAGAUUACUAAAGAUAACUACCGCUAUCUUCCUGUGUACACCAACAAUGGCAGAGUGUACCAYAAUCGUWUCUGUGCUSARUGUAAYGGWGUUKYUYCWARDVAHWUGACUGAAUAUGCCUUGUCCAUUGAAUGCGAUUUUACCCCUCCACGCCAUCUGAGCUUUGAAAGCACACUAUCCUAUCUUUUUGACUAUUGUUCAGACAUACAUUGGUCACCAAGGAAAGGAGAUGAUCCAAGAAGAUAUUGUCUUAUUAUUGUAAGUCCUGUAAGUGCAGCUAACAGCGUCUCAACAUUAGAUAUCGAUAUAAAAAUGACCCUUGCUAAAUGUUUGACAGGCAAACCAGGAAUAGUGACCAGACGCUACUUUUAUAAAAAUAUUGACUGUGCAAAAUCUGACCUGGAUAAUUUGAACGAAAUAUCUUGUGGUCCAAACAUUACAGCUUCUGCAUACGGAAUUAAGCUUCCGGGGGAAACAUCUCAUCUUCCCAAUUCUUUGUCUGUCAUCUUUGACUUCAAUAAUGCCAAUUCCAGAGGACUCGAUUCGAUGCAAAUCAAAACACGAUGUCCUUCUGAACAAGUAUAUGAUCAUUACCUGGAUAUCUGUAGAGAUGCUUUACCAACCUUGCCAAGCUUUUCAGAUGUUUACGAAUACCAAGUUGUCCUGUGGCUGGAACCAGGUAUCUCAAAAUUUGAAGAAGAUGACUUUUAUCGUCGAGUCCUUUCACAAGCACUAGCUGUUCCCAUUCAGCAUGUACAAAAUAUAUACGUAUUUCAAAAUAUUUCUUUCACCCUCCAAGUUCGGAAAAACGAACGCCUUCAGCCAAAUGCGCAGAAUAUUUUAGAAUUCACAACCCCAUUCAACACCACCAUCCAUGGACUCUUAAGAACCGUUAUCAAAGCAACUAAACGAAUACUAAGUUGUGCUAAUCGGCAGAAGUAUGACAGGAGUGAGUACACGGUACUACAAGAUGAUUCGUCAGCAGUCGUCAUCAAAAAGACAGGUGAAGUCUUCCAGUCUACAGAUUACUACCUCAAUACAACUGAARCAUCAACUUCAGCCAAUGACAGCCAAGCUAUAUUUGUGUGCCGUCAUCACCAGAUAUCUAUCUGUUCAGGGGUGUAUAUACUGAUUAAUGAAGGAGAGUUCAGAGUCCUGAUGAACAAGUCCAUAUUCGUGAACGCUUCCAAACAAGUUUAUGAUUUGUCAGAAUACACAUGGAUAAACAAGAGUGUGCUGGUCUGUGAAAACUUUUCUACAAUCUAUUACCAAUCCAAAGUCGUACCAAAAGACGAUGCAGUAUUGACCACCAUAACCAUAGUCUGCAUGUCCUUGUCUAUCAUCGGCCUGGUGUUUGUCCUCGUGACUUAUUCCUUGUUCAGUGAGCUACGAACACCACCAGGAAUCAACCUGAUGAACCUCAGUGUUUCUAUUCUGCUGGCACAACUGUUGUGGUUACUUGGAAGUGGACAGACAGACACAACCAUACCAUGUACUGUCAUCGCUGUCAUUCUACAUUACCUCUUCCUUGUCUCUUUUGUGUGGACGUCAAUCAUCGCCUUUGACACUUGGAGGGCUUUUUCUGUAGAAAAUAACGCAUUUUCUGACUCUAAACGUAAGAAAUAUGUAAAGAUCCUUCGCCAUGUGGCAGUCGGAUGGCUUCCCGCUCUGGUCUAUGUGGGCAUUUGUGUUGGUCUUGACUUCACAGAUACUGUGAAUAUUGGAUACAAGUCCAGGAUAGCAUGCUGGAUGGCCAAUAAAUGGGCCAUCUUGUAUUUCUUUGCUGUUCCAGUCUUCAUAUUUCUCGUAUUCAACAUCAUGUUUUGUUCCAUGACAUUUAGAGCUAUAAAAACCACGACAGCACAAGCAGGAGCAGCCUUAGACAAUAACACCAAAAAGAACUUUGGUAUCUACGUACGUAUCGCAUCACUGAUGGGCUUCACGUGGAUCUUUGGAUUUGUUGCUCCGUUUGGUUGGCAGUUCUUAUGGUACCCUUUCGUCAUUCUGAACGGCCUGCAAGGUGUUUACAUUGCCUUGGCUUUUGCCUUGAACAAAAGAUCAAGAGGCCUGUACAAACGCAUACUGGGCAGUAAAUCUACACCCCAGCAAGCAGCAAGUCUUUCUACAAUUUCGAGAUUAAAUACCCAUGACUUAUCAUACAAUGAAUCUGAUAUAAGGUUGUAA
Actinia tenebrosa (Australian red waratah sea anemone) is the source of this 5721-nucleotide messenger RNA. RefSeq lists its product as uncharacterized. Gene Ontology annotation, molecular function: G protein-coupled receptor activity. Gene Ontology annotation, cellular component: membrane. NCBI's taxonomy places the organism in Eukaryota, Metazoa, Cnidaria, Anthozoa, Actiniaria, Actiniidae. The record is from RefSeq and is a predicted model, not a curated record. Gene Ontology annotation, biological process: cell surface receptor signaling pathway; G protein-coupled receptor signaling pathway.